GUUUUCCAACUCUACUCUCCUUGCCUUUGCAGCUUCAAUGCGAGCGGAAUACUUUAGUGGCCUGGGCUUGGAGAUCUAUUUCACUUGCCCAUUUUAGAUUUUGUUUCAGCGCUCUCCUCUGGCUUGUGCGUUUUGGUUCCUCGAUGAUUUAUCUUGGUCGAUAAAGAUUGAUUUUUUUCUGCUUGUGAUCUCUCUUCCAAAUCCCAACUUCUGUUGAGAAGUUUGGUUCUUUUUCGAUUUUAAGAGAACAGGGCAUUUGCAUUGGCCUAGUUGGAACAAAGGGCAGAUUAUGUAAUCUGUAUUUUUAUUUGAAUAUUUGAGUUCAUCGAUUUAGAGAAGUUGUUUUCUUGAGUGAUCAAAGGAAACAUGGAGGAGACAUUUGUGCCUUUUAGAGGAAUAAAAAAUGACCUAAAAGGAAGAUUUUUGUGCUACAAGCAAGACUGGACUGGAGGAUUUCGUUCAGGCUUUAGUAUUCUGGCCCCGACAACCUACAUAUUCUUUGCCUCAGCAAUCCCUGUUAUAUCAUUUGGAGAGCAACUGGAAAGAAAUACUGAUGGUGUAAUUACAGCUGUGCAAACUCUAGCAUCUACUGCAAUUUGUGGGAUAAUACACUCAAUUGUUGGAGGGCAGCCAUUGCUGGUUCUUGGAGUUGCAGAGCCCACAGUACUCAUGUACACAUUCAUGUUUAAUUUUGUGAAAGAUAGAGAAGAUUUAGGUAGAAAGUUGUUUCUAGCCUGGACUGGAUGGGUGUGCGUGUGGACUUCUUUCCUGCUGUUCUUACUGGCUAUUCUUGGCGCAUGCUCAAUUAUAAAUAGAUUUACUAGAGUGGCCGGUGAACUAUUUGGUAUGCUGAUAGCGAUGCUAUUUAUGCAACAGGCCAUUAAAGGGCUUGUGGACGAGUUUCGCAUACCUGAAAGGGAAGAUCGGAAGGCACUGGAAUUCAUUCCAUCUUGGAGAUUUGGCAAUGGAAUGUUUGCUCUUGUUCUAUCAUUUGGUCUUCUACUUACUGCUUUGAGAAGUAGAAAGGCAAGGUCUUGGAGAUAUGGAUGUGGGUGGUUGAGAGGUUUCAUUGCAGACUAUGGUGUGCCUUUGAUGGUUUUGAUAUGGACUGCAGUUUCUUUUAUACCUUCUGGUAGUAUCCCCAAAGGAAUACCAAGACGCCUCUUCAGCCCAAAUCCUUGGUCACCUACUGCAUAUGCAAAUUGGACUGUUAUUAAGGAAAUGACAGACAUGCCGGUGCUCUAUAUACUUGGAGCAUUUAUACCAGCUACCAUGAUAGCAGUCCUUUAUUAUUUUGAUCACAGUGUGGCAUCUCAGCUUGCACAGCAAAAAGAAUUCAAUUUGAGAAAGCCACCGUCAUUUCACUAUGAUUUACUUCUUUUGGGUUUUUUGACUUUACUAUGUGGUCUCCUCGGCAUACCCCCUUCAAAUGGUGUUAUACCACAAUCUCCUAUGCAUACUAAGAGUUUAGCUACUCUCAAGCAUCAACUGCUCCGAAACCAACUAGUAGCCAGUGCGCGACAAAGCAUGAACCAGAAUUCAAGCUUAAGCCAAUUGUAUGGUAACAUGGAAGAAGUAUAUCAGCAAAUGCAGACCCCUCUGAUCUACCAAGAGCAGUCUGUUCGGGGAUUGAAGGAACUAAAGGAAUCUACCAUCCAAAUGGUUUCAAGAUUGGGAAGCAUAGAUGCUCCUGUGGAUGAAACGAUGUUUGACAUUGAUAAAGAGAUUGAUGAUCUAUUACCUGUGGAGGUUAAAGAGCAAAGACUCAGUAACUUGUUGCAGUCUUCUAUGGUAGGAUGCUGCCUGGCUGCAAUGCCAAUUCUGAGAAAGAUUCCAACUUCUGUACUUUGGGGUUAUUUUGCUUUUAUGGCUAUAGAGAGCUUGCCUGGUAACCAAUUCUGGGAGAGGAUACUCCUUCUAUUUACUGCACCAAGCAGAAGAUAUAAAGUGCUUGAAGAUUACCAUGCAACCUUUGUGGAAACCGUUCCUUUCAAGACAAUUGCUUUCUUCACACUCUUCCAGACUGUUUACCUACUUGUGUGCUUCGGCAUUACUUGGAUACCUAUUGCUGGAGUUCUUUUUCCACUUAUGAUCAUGCUUUUGGUUCCUGCAAGACAAUAUCUUCUUCCUAAGCUCUUUAAAGGAGCACACCUUACAGAUUUGGAUGCAGCCGAAUACGAGGAGUCUCCAGCACUUCCAUUCACUGUAGAAACG
This is a messenger RNA of Dendrobium catenatum, 2214 nucleotides long. Its product is annotated as boron transporter 1. Gene Ontology annotation, molecular function: solute:inorganic anion antiporter activity. Gene Ontology annotation, biological process: transmembrane transport; monoatomic ion homeostasis; monoatomic anion transport. Lineage: Eukaryota; Viridiplantae; Streptophyta; Magnoliopsida; Asparagales; Orchidaceae. Gene Ontology annotation, cellular component: plasma membrane. The record is from RefSeq and is a predicted model, not a curated record.